GGCCGUCGGGAGAUGCAAAAUUUCUGUAACCUCUUCAUCGGCAAUUGCAGAUCAACGGAGUUCUAGAGAGAGAAACAGAAUUCUACAGAAAGAAAGAUGGUGGAAGAAGUUGUGAGAUCAGAGGAGCAGAAGGCAGUCGAUCUCAACAAACAUAGGCCUGUUCGAUCGGACGGAGACGAAGACGAACAGUUGGAAGAGGGAGAGAUUGUCGGUGGCGAUGUUGAUACCCUUUCGUCGUCGUCUUCAUCCAGACCUGGUACUGCCUUGACGCAGCACCCGCUCGAGCAUUCAUGGACGUUCUGGUUCGAUUCGCCAGCUGCUAAAGCCAAGCAAGUUUCUUGGGGUGGUUCCAUGCGCCCUAUCUACACAUUCUCUACUGUUGAAGAGUUCUGGAGCCUUUACAACAAUAUACACCGACCAAGCAAGUUGAUGACUGGAGCUGACUACUAUUGUUUCAAAAACAAAAUUGAGCCCAUGUGGGAGGACCCUGUUUGUGCUAAUGGCGGAAAGUGGACUAUGAACUUUCAAAGGUUUAAGUCCGACACCUGUUGGCUGUAUACGUUGCUAGCAAUCAUUGGAGAACAGUUUGAUCAUGGAGAUGAUAUAUGUGGAGCGGUUGUUAAUGUCAGAGCCAAGCAGGAAAAAGUAUCUCUCUGGACCAGGAAUGCUGCCAAUGAGAGUGCUCAGCUAAGCAUCGGGAAACAGUGGAAGGAGAUUAUUGAUCACAAUGAAAACAUUGGCUUCAUAUUUCAUGAAGACGCGAUGAAACACGAGAGAAAUGCCAAAAACAGAUACUCACUAUGAGGUGUGCCCAUGCUUUUGUAGUGCCUAAAAUGCAAUUUAGGCUCUUGGUGGUAUCUUGGACUUUAGUACAUCCAGUUUCUUUUUACUGCAUGCAUAACCUCUGUUCUUAUGGAGGUUUUUCCUAUAUGGACGAGUUGUACUUGACUAUUUUGGUUUGCAAUCCAUGCUACAUGUUGUCCCA
Cynara cardunculus var. scolymus (artichoke) is the source of this 985-nucleotide messenger RNA. Its product is annotated as eukaryotic translation initiation factor 4E-1-like. Gene Ontology annotation, biological process: translational initiation. Lineage: Eukaryota; Viridiplantae; Streptophyta; Magnoliopsida; Asterales; Asteraceae. Gene Ontology annotation, cellular component: eukaryotic translation initiation factor 4F complex; cytoplasm. The transcript is spliced from 5 exons. The record is from RefSeq and is a predicted model, not a curated record. The coding region runs from base 97 to 804 and encodes 235 amino acids. Gene Ontology annotation, molecular function: translation initiation factor activity; RNA 7-methylguanosine cap binding.